Lecanosticta acicola is the source of this 780-nucleotide messenger RNA. NCBI's taxonomy places the organism in Eukaryota, Fungi, Ascomycota, Dothideomycetes, Mycosphaerellales, Mycosphaerellaceae. The record is from the annotation of a GenBank genome assembly.
AUGGCUCCGGUGAGCAUUAUUUCGAGGUCGCUUGUACGCCAAGCCUGGACAGCGAGCAGCGUCCGCCCUUCCGCCGCCAUAGCACAACACGUCUCCGCCAGACGAAACACCCAGGACGGACGCACGACAGCCACCGCAGCCUUCGCAAGAAACACCUGGGCACAGCGAAGGAUACCUCGCGCCUUAUCCGUCCAACACGCCGCAAGACGAGCCUUCUCCGCGACACCCGUCUCCUCCAAGGACCACCACUUCGACACCCUCAAAUUCGUUCAACGCUUGCAGCAAGAAGGCUUCACCGAAGAACAAGCCGUUGCGAUGAUGAAGGUCCUCUCCGACGUAAUCGAAGAAUCCAUCCAGAAUCUCACGCGCACCAUGGUCCUUCGCGAAGACCAGGAGAAGGCCACCUACACCCAAAAAGUCGAUUUCGCUAAGCUCCGCUCCGAACUCCUCUCUGCCGAUUCUACCGAAUCUUCGCUUACUCGCGCCUCCCACGAACGGCUCACGAACGAUUUGGCCAAGUUGAACAAUCGUUUGCGAGAUGAGGUGCAGCGGACCCAAGCGAGUGUGAGGUUGGAUUUGAAUUUGGAAAAGGGUAGGAUCAGGGAAGAGGCGAAUAGUCAGGAUCUGAAGAUCAAGGAGACCGAGACGAGGAUUGAGCAGGAGAGUGCGGCGCUGAGGGAGAGGUUGGAAGCGGUGAAGUUUAGCACCUUGCAGUGGCUGAUGGGAGUGUGUACGGGCACCGCGGCGAUUAUUCUUGGUGUCUGGAGGUUGUUGAUGUAG